Molecule: messenger RNA, 1882 nt
Organism: Carica papaya (papaya)
Lineage: Eukaryota; Viridiplantae; Streptophyta; Magnoliopsida; Brassicales; Caricaceae
Product: adenosylhomocysteinase
Biological process (GO): L-methionine cycle
Cellular component (GO): cytosol
Molecular function (GO): adenosylhomocysteinase activity
Source: RefSeq, a predicted model, not a curated record
CCUCUCAUCUCCAUCCUUAAUCGUCGCUCCCAUACACUUCCUUCGCUCUCCAUCUUACAAAAUCCUAGAGCGAGAGAGUUGUGUGUGUUCUUCUAAUCUUAUCUUGAUCUCCUUGUUCUUUCUAUCUCCUUGCAGCCAUGGCUUUGCUCGUUGAGAAAACCAGCAGCGGCCGCGAGUACAAGGUAAAGGAUAUGUCUCAGGCCGACUUUGGCCGUCUUGAGAUCGAGCUUGCCGAGGUCGAAAUGCCCGGUCUCAUGGCCUGUCGUGCUGAGUUCGGACCUUCACAACCCUUCAAGGGCGCCAAGAUCACCGGAUCUCUCCACAUGACAAUCCAAACCGCCGUCCUCAUCGAGACCCUCACCGCUCUCGGUGCCGAGGUCCGUUGGUGCUCCUGCAACAUCUUCUCCACUCAGGACCACGCCGCUGCCGCAAUCGCUAGGGAUUCCGCCGCUGUCUUCGCAUGGAAGGGUGAGACUCUGCAGGAGUACUGGUGGUGCACCGAGCGCGCUCUCGACUGGGGUCCAUCCGGUGGCCCUGAUCUUAUUGUUGACGAUGGUGGUGAUGCCACUCUCUUGAUCCACGAGGGUGUGAAGGCUGAGGAGAUCUUCGAGAAGACCGGUCAGUUGCCCGAUCCAAACUCUACCGAUAAUGCCGAGUUCCAGAUCGUGCUCACUAUCAUUAAGGACAGCCUCAAGACUGAUCCCAAGAGGUACCACAAGAUGAAGGAAAGAUUGGUUGGUGUCUCUGAGGAGACUACCACCGGAGUUAAGCGACUCUACCAGAUGCAGGCUAAUGGAACUCUGUUGUUCCCAGCCAUCAAUGUCAAUGACUCAGUCACUAAGAGCAAGUUUGAUAACUUGUACGGAUGCCGCCACUCUCUCCCUGACGGUCUGAUGAGGGCAACUGAUGUCAUGAUUGCUGGAAAGGUUGCUGUUGUUUGCGGUUAUGGUGAUGUUGGCAAGGGCUGUGCCGCAGCUUUGAAGCAGGCUGGUGCCAGAGUCAUUGUUACUGAGAUUGAUCCCAUUUGCGCUCUCCAGGCUCUGAUGGAGGGUCUCCAAGUUUUAACCCUGGAAGAUGUUGUCUCCGAGGCCGACAUCUUUGUCACCACCACUGGUAACAAGGACAUUAUAAUGGUUAGCCACAUGAAGAAGAUGAAGAACAAUGCCAUUGUCUGCAACAUUGGUCACUUUGACAAUGAAAUUGAUAUGCACGGACUUGAAACCUAUCCGGGUGUCAAGCGCAUCACCAUCAAGCCCCAAACUGACAGAUGGGUUUUCCCGGAAACCAACACUGGCAUCAUUGUGUUGGCUGAGGGUCGGCUCAUGAACUUGGGUUGUGCCACCGGACACCCUAGCUUUGUGAUGUCCUGCUCAUUCACAAACCAGGUGAUUGCCCAGCUGGAGCUCUGGAAGGAGAAGGCAACUGGCAAGUACGAGAAGAAGGUGUACGUUCUGCCCAAGCACCUUGAUGAGAAAGUUGCUGCUCUUCAUCUAGGGAAGCUUGGAGCCAAGCUGACGAAGCUCAGCAAGGACCAAGCUGACUACAUCAGCGUGCCAGUUGAGGGUCCAUACAAGCCUGCUCACUACAGGUACUGAGGCGAGAGAAGUGCUAUAUUUUGAGAGAGAGACAAAAAAAAAAAAAAGGACUUGAUUGUUUGUUUUGAUAUUUCCAAGAAUGGUUAUUCUGGUAGAGGAUUAGGGUUUAUGAUUCUUGUAGGGGUGUUUUGGGUGGGGGGAAAGUUUGGGGAGGAGGGGAAAUGAGAGAAGGUAUGUGGUGAAAGAAGACCAGUUGGUUUUAAAUAAUGUUUGGGUUGUGGCUGUGUGGAUAAUUUAUAAACUGAUGCAUGCGGGCGUGUAUUGCCUGCGUCUGUAUCGGAUUUUAA